AGAGGUAAUAAACACUCUCAAAUCUACGGUUUAUUGCCCGGGAAAGAUGUCAGUUCUAGGUUAUGUACUGCAAAUGCAAGAAAUUGCGCAACGAGCUCCGAUCGACGAAGAACAAGCCGUACAGUUCGUGAUCGACGGGCUAAAAAACGAUUCCGCGGACAUUGCCAUAUUCUAUCCGGCCAAAACUAUUGGCGAACUUGUGAAGCUGUCGCACGGUUACGAAGAAAGGCGUAAAAAACGUUGGAGCGCAUCGCAGUCGGCAAAGAAGCUGAUGGGACACAAUAGCAUUCCGGCAAGCAGUGGAAUUACGGUACGCUGCUACAAUUGUUCGGGCACUGGACACAUCGCUCAAUCGUGUACACAGCCCAAGAGGAUGAAGGGCUCCUGUUUCCGUUGCGGCUCCAUGGACCAUGCUAUCAAAAACUGCAAGGUCCCACCACCUUCAGGAAAUAAAGCGGUGGCAUUGUCGGAUCAAUUCCGACAGGAAGGGACUAGCAAGGUGGUAGACGAUAACGAAGUGGCAGUAAUAAAUACGCGCAAUUAGUUUAAUACGUCAUUCCGCAUUACCACUUAAUUUAAGAGAAAACAGUUUAAAGGAAACGAACUUUAAGGGAUUGGGAAAUUUUCGGUUAUGUAAGUUUGGGAA
Drosophila subobscura is the source of this 646-nucleotide messenger RNA. RefSeq lists its product as uncharacterized. Lineage: Eukaryota; Metazoa; Arthropoda; Insecta; Diptera; Drosophilidae. Bases 47 to 544 code for a protein of 165 amino acids. Gene Ontology annotation, biological process: positive regulation of cytoplasmic translation. Gene Ontology annotation, molecular function: zinc ion binding; single-stranded RNA binding; mRNA binding. The record is from RefSeq and is a predicted model, not a curated record. The transcript has 2 exons. Gene Ontology annotation, cellular component: cytoplasm.